Aphanomyces astaci is the source of this 477-nucleotide messenger RNA. RefSeq lists its product as hypothetical. The transcript is spliced from 5 exons. Lineage: Eukaryota; Oomycota; Saprolegniomycetes; Saprolegniales; Verrucalvaceae. The coding region runs from base 1 to 477 and encodes 158 amino acids. The record is from RefSeq and is a predicted model, not a curated record.
AUGUUUGAUAAGUGUCGAACCAACUCGGUGCUGUCGGCCCUCCAUUUGCCCAACUGCAUCACGGCCCUCCCGCUGGAUCCUUCCAACGGCAUCAAAAUGGGCAACAAAAUGUAUUGCAAACCGAGUACCAUCGCCAUCAUGGGGUACACGACCGUCGUCAAGUGUCAGUGCUCACUUUGCCGCCCACGUGGCCAUUCACUGCCAAACGGUGCGGUGGGCGGACGAAUCGCCCCCAGCACCAUUUCCGUCGUGGCCGAGUCCAAGACGGUCGACAUCACGUUGUGGAAAGGCGUGUGGUCGCGCGGCAGCUUGGACACGCUCUUGACGUUCUCGAAGGCCCAACGAAAGCUGGAAACCAUCGAUUGGGAGGCAUUCUCGUUCUUCUUCAACGACCAAGUGGCCAUGGCUGAGCUGCUGCACCGUCGGCUAUCUGCGUACGAAGUCGGGCCGGGUGGGCCGGGUCUGUCGUUGCCAUAG